UCAAUAAUAUUAUUGAUUUCUUUUCAUAUCUAACAAGUUUCAUGAGGUAAUUCAAUGUGUAAAUCAGAAAUAUUUAUACUUAAAGCGGGGAAUGUUCCAAUGGAAAUCUUGGCGCGUGGGCACGAAGCAAUGGAAGCUUUUAAUGAUGCUCUAGCUGAGGGAGAAGCAGAGGUUAAUCAAGGAAGGACAGUUUUUAUGGGCCUCGAGAGAGUCGGCAAGACUUCUACUAUCAAGUCAUUUUUAAGGAAUACUUUUGAUCCAAAUGAGGGUAUUACGGAUGCAAUUGCCAACACAACGGUUUGCACCCAUGAAUUACACGAUGAAUUAAAUUGGAAGGAAACAUCACCUGAUCAUUCUGGAACCAAUAGCAUGUAUGAAGAGAAAAUGGUGGAUUCAAUAGCGAAAAAAUUAUUCGAAAAGUCAAAUAAGGAGAACGUAGAAGUAACAGAACAAGGCCUGUUAUCACCAGCUAAUGCAGAGACGAAAUACAAUAGGGGGCAAUCAUCAUUAAAUACAGACGCCAGAACCCCGAAAAUAGAACCAAAUAUUAAAGAAAGGACAGAGACAAAAUCGAUGGAAGAGGUCCCAGAAAACAUCGCAAGUAAAGUUCAGAAUGUACUCAAGUUCACAAGAGAUGCGGCAAGUGACUGGAAAAAAUCUGGCAACGAUUUUAUAAUGAACAUCUGGGAUUUCGGAGGACAAUCGAUAUAUCACGUGAUACAACGAAUUUUCAUGGUAUCUUUUGCCGUUGUUUGUGUGGUAUUUAACCUAGAAGAUGAUCUUGACGCCCCCGCUAAAGUCAGGGAUCCGACUACCGGUGAAAUGUAUCAACAUCGAAUGACAUAUCUUCAGUUUAUUCUGUACUGGAUUCGUUCAGUUUACACCAACAGUAGAGAUUCAAAAUUGGAUGAUGGGCAACUUUCACCAUGUGGUGGUGAACGUAUUUUCUACGUUCUUUCGCGCUUGAAGCCUAAACGAAUACAUGCCACACAAACUAAGGAUUACGGGAUUUGUGCAGUUUCCAUCUUUCAUGACUUUGGCAACUAUCUACCUGACGAUGUUUUCCAGCGUGGAGUAACUAAGUUCAUUGAGAGAUUCCAAGUAAAAGACGUUGAGCCUACAUUAUCUAAUGAGCAUGUGGAGGUGGAUAUCGAUGAAUUUCACCUCGUGGUUUUGAGUGUAGCCUCAAUCAAGCAUCGUCGUAUGUUUAAGACAACAAUCAUCAGACGAAAUAUUUUCAAUGCCGCUCAGCUUACCCAGGAAGAUGAACCAUCGCCGAUAGUGUGUAAGAAGGUGUUGACAUUCCUCGAAAGAGGACUAAAGAUUUGUCAGAGCGGUGCAAGGGGCGUGGAAUUAACAAGGUACAUUGCUUGCGAUUGUAGGGACGCUCACAUGCAUAUUGUGCGCCAAUUUGACAUGGAUGUGUUGCCAUGUGGAAGCAAUGGAAUGGAAGUGACACGCUACCGCAGACUAUUUGAAGAUGACGUGCAACAACAAGAACUGACAGGGAUGGGGAGACGGGCCCCGUGGCUCCCCCGCUGGAUCCGUCCCUGUGCGAAAGGAGUCCAGCCAAGUCGGAGAGUCACAAGGGCUCGCAAAGGACAGCGCACAGACAAAGAUAACAUGCUAAAACAAGAUUUUGUAGAUGACGCCGUAAUUGCGACUGUGUCUGAGGAAAUGAACUACAGCUGGAAAGGUUUUGGUGUCCGUUUAGGUGUUUCAUGGGCUAGAGUUAACCGGUUUUGUGCUGAGGAACGGCGGGACUCACAAAAAGCUAUCGCUAAUAUGAUGAAGUAUUGGAGAAACAAUGUCAAAAAUGAAACGCAUCAACUGAAAGUGUUGUGCAUUGCUUUGAGGCAACACAAAUACAAGAGACUAGCUGGGGAAUUAUUCAGUGGUGAUCUCGGCGACGAAAUUCUGACCUUAGCCAAACAUGAAGGAUACUUGGCUGAUGUUGACUUGUUAUUCGUCGCCGAGAGACUUGGCGUGGACUGGAGAGCGUUUGGUAUCGACAUCGGUCUGAAGGAUCAUGAAAUGCAACAAAUUGAGAUGAGUUUUCCACCACCACCUAUUGUAGACGCCAUUUUAGAAAUGUUGGUCGAGUGGCGUGAAAAGCAGGAACCUCAAGAAAACUACCUCGCAAAGAUGAGUAAUGAGUUGGAAGCUUUCGGAAAACGAGACAUAAGUGAAGAACUCAACAAUUAUUACCAGGAAAAAUAUCAGUAAAAAUGAAUGGAAGUAAAAUAAUUAGAAGGGUAUGUGUAGAAUGUUGAUAUGGGUACACGUUUAAAAGAAUGAACAUGAAACUCAAUUGUGUUCAAUAAAAUAUACCGUGACAUACAGUAAACCCCAAAUAAAAGCCCUGAGGUUCUACUGUUUUGUUUGUUUUAUUUUUUUGCUAACUUUAGGUGGAUUCUUUUCUUUGCAAAGUAAAGAGGGCGGGGUGCUUCUUUAAAUGCUGUAAAUUUUAGGAACUACUAUUAUACAACAGUAAAGGGCCACUGUAACAUCACUCUGUAUCAUGGAGUGUACAAACCGGAAUUAAAUCACCUAAACUACUGUAUAAAACAAGCGUGUUUUAAAUUUAUGUUGUUUUUCUGAAAUUCCGUUAUGUAACGUCGGCUUAAAAUCUCGAAAAGAAGCCCAUGCUAUCUUGAAAGCGCUUCUUUUCAAGGGGGAAUGGGGGUGGGGUGGCCUCAAUUCGAGAUGGUAUUUAUCUCAAGAUUAAGUCCAUUUGGCUUCUAGUCGAGGUUUUACGGUAAAUUAAUAAUUAAACCGAAAAAAGAGUAUUAUACACGGAAAAUAAUCUAUAACAAUACCUGUUAAACUGUUUAAAAUGUUGAACAAAAUAUGUAAAUAUAUAUUUUAUACAUAUAUAGUUUUUGCAUACAUGCAAUAACACACACACAUGUGUAUUAUGUAUAUAUUAAUACUAUAAUAUAAUGUAAUACAUAAUAUUAUGUGUUAUGUGUAUUAUGUAUAUAUUAAUAUUAUUGGUUGAACUAAUUCUAUGGCAGUCACUUUUCUAAUAAUGAUGCUUAUAAUACUACAGUAUGUGUAUUUUUUUAAAUUAUCUUUGAAUGAUUAUACUGCAUUAUACAUUUAUUAGUAUAAAUUUAAAAGUGUAUAUUAUGUCUUUAUGUAUAACCUAAUAUUUAAAAAAUUGUUGACGUAAAAGGGGGUUCGAGAAAAUCAUAUUUAAAACGUAAACGAUAAUCUUAAUAAAAAUAGUCAUUAUUCUUUAUAUGAAUGAUGAAUUGAUUUUAAAAAAUGAUUGAUAAAUUAUAAAAGUACUUUAAGAAAAUUUACUAUAACAACAGUUAAACAUUUCGAUCACAUGUUUAAGAGCGCUGUUUAGUUUAUGGCCAAACAAAUUACUUAUAGUAUGGUUUAAUGAUAAUAAUAAUAAUAAUAAUAAUUUAAACAGUUCGUAAAUGAAAUCUGAAAAAACCCCUUAACGUCGCUCAUGUUUUUUCAUAACUGCUUACGUAUCAACCUACUGUGAUAGAAGCUCUUGUACAUUGAACGCUUAAUGCAUACAGCAUCCGGAGUAACUUUUGUGUUUCGCAAUAUCUUUACGAAUGACGUCGGCGACGUCUAUGGUGAUAGUCAUGAUGUUAUAGCAUAAAAUUGCCAAAAUAUAUAAUAAAAGUACAUAAUUUUUAUUGAAGAACUUUCAA
Molecule: messenger RNA, 3680 nt
Organism: Anneissia japonica
Lineage: Eukaryota; Metazoa; Echinodermata; Crinoidea; Comatulida; Comatulidae
Exons: 15
Coding region: 55-2226 (723 amino acids)
Biological process (GO): signal transduction
Molecular function (GO): protein binding
Source: RefSeq, a predicted model, not a curated record